ACAUUAAUCGUCUCUUUAUUCGUCUAUAUAUAUAAUAUGUAUAUACCUCCGUUGGCGACAAUAUUUCGAUAAGUCGUGGCUUGGCUUGGUACAAGUUGCGUUUCAUACUUGGAGUAUUAUGAGGGAGGGGGGACAGUAAUUAAUUACAUCGACGCACAGGUAUGCAUAUCAUUAAUCGUACGUAUAUCGUGUAUUUAUAUAACAUAUGCACGCGCGUGAGAUUAUUGUACAGUGUGCGAUGCGCCGCCGUUGACUAAACAUUUUUCAUUUCGAGGAGGGAUUUGGGAAGAGCAGCGGGGAAGGAGAGAUGGGGAUCGAAAACGGUAGUAUUCACAAUAGGAGUAUUUGUGGGGAGGGUAGAUCGCCAUUCUGUAUCAUAUCUAUGUAUACAUAGUGCAAAAUAUAUUAAGGUCGGCCACUCGUACGAGGACAGCGUUGAGACGUCCCUUUUAAAGGCUAGCCGUCCUUUCUGAAUCGCCGAUUAAUUCUCUCGUUCUUAAAAGAGCCAGCGUGAUCGAGCUCCGACGGAAAUCGCACGAGCUCUCUCUAUCGCCUCGACUCUAAUCGUACUAAAAGCACUUUUUACAUUGUUUCAGAUACGACAAAGUGGACUUGUCUCGGCGCGAUAUGAUGAGCAGAGGAGCCUAAAAGUAUCGAUAUUCGACGCUGGCAAGAAUAUCGGGUAUCGAUGCUAUCCAGCAUGCUUAGCUCGACACAUCCGAUAUUUUUUCACUUUAACAAUUUAAGUAAAAAGCGUUGAAUCGGUACUUCUAUGCGCUCCCAUAUACGCGACGCCCGUUGAAUUCGAGCGAUUGGAAAUCCACGAGAACGAUCAAAGCGCACGGAGAUUCGCCGAUAUGUGAUUCAUGCGUCUGAACUUCGAUCAUAUAUUUUCGGACGAAUCGCAUCUUAAUUAAUCACGACAGUUUGACUUUACAGUUGUAUUGUAUUAUAAUAUCGCGAAAAGUGAUUAUCAUACUUUAAUAAUUAAAGCGCGCGCGAUCGUAAUUAACCGUUGUUUUCGCGAGUGAGUGUGCGAGUGCCAUGAAGAUAGAAUGGAAAAACGAGAGAGGAGGAAGCCCGAGGACAUAUCAUGCGACGGUAAAGCAACCAAAGAAUCAAUCUGGUUAUAUUAGCUCCACUGCUGUGCAUUGGCAGCCGCUCGCGUUAUUCGGAUGCCGCGCGUGCCUCGGAAGUUUAAUUUCGAAUCGUAUUAUAUCCGGUGCGCGCGCUACAGGCAUGAGCCACGGAGCAAGAGAGAACCAAAAUGGAAAGAGGAAGAGGAAGAGAUAGAGGAAGGAGGAAGUGGAGAUCUAAGAGGGUACAAAAGAGACGGAGACUCCAGGAUAGAACAGCAAAAGGGAAGAGGGGAGGGGGGGGGCGAGGAUUCUGAGGAGAAGAGGAAGAAGCGGGGAGGCUGGAGGAUUUGCAGUCGGGCAAGCAGUCAGGCGAACAGCCAGCUAGUCGGCCAACCCCCUCGGAGCGCCGAGAAGCGCAAGGGUGAGCAAGAAGACGGAUAGAUCCUAGGAUCGAAGGAAAGACAGAAGAAA
This is a messenger RNA of Acromyrmex echinatior (Panamanian leafcutter ant), 1550 nucleotides long. RefSeq lists its product as uncharacterized. The record is from RefSeq and is a predicted model, not a curated record. NCBI's taxonomy places the organism in Eukaryota, Metazoa, Arthropoda, Insecta, Hymenoptera, Formicidae.